UCAGGAUUAACCUCCUCGCUGGAGAAAUCUAGCAGCAGCUGAACUGCAGCUGAACAGUCGAACCCUUCGCCGUCCUCUACCUUACUCUCCUUCCUCCAUCCUUCUUCUUCUUCUCUCUUCGUCUUCUUGGUCGUCCUCCCUUCGCCCAGGCUAAGAAGCCGUGAGAUUGAGAGGUAAGGCAAUGCAGAGCCAACUUAUAUGCAGUGGAUGUAGGAUCCCUCUCCUUUAUCCAAGAGGGGCGGCCAAUGUUUGUUGUGCAAUAUGUAACAUGGUGACAGCCGUGCCCUCUGCAGAUAUGGCUCAGAUAAUAUGUGGUGGGUGUCAAAUUUUGUUGAUGUAUGCUCGUGGUGCAUCUACUGUGAGGUGUUCCUGCUGCAACACAAUAAAUGUCGCAAGAGCAGCAAACCAGGUUGCACAGUUGAGUUGUGGUCAUUGCCGGACAACUCUAAUGUAUCCUUAUGGAGCUCCAUCUGUCAAAUGUGCAGUAUGCCGCUAUGUUACUAAUGUUGGGAUGAGUAACACUAGACCUUCAACUCCCAUACCCCCCACAACCGCACCAGUUUCCAUUUCUGCUACUCGCAAGCCAAGUAAUAAUGUGACUGUUGUUGUUGAGAACCCAAUGUCAGUGAAUGAAAAUGGCAAAUUGGUGAGUAAUGUUGUCGUUGGAGUUACCACUGAUAAGAAGUGACAUUGCAGAAUUGCCAAUGAAUGAUCCACAGCUUCUUCUGUUGUAAAUUGUAACUUAAUUAAUAUUGGUGAAUAUAAUGCGAUGCCUUUGUUGUCCAAACGACUGUGUACAGUGAAGAAUAUGAGGAUUUGUUGAUCAUUUACAGGAAAAAAAAAAUUGUUGAGUUUGGAAGCCUUGCCUUUUGUUAAUGUACAAGGUUUGGGUUGAAGUGCCCAGGUGUUUCUUUGCACGAAUUUCAAAGUAUCAGAGAUGAAUAUUUGUUUUGGGUUCAGGAUUUGACUUUAUUCAAUUAUACAUGUUGGUUUUAUAUUUA
Molecule: messenger RNA, 1001 nt
Organism: Dendrobium catenatum
Lineage: Eukaryota; Viridiplantae; Streptophyta; Magnoliopsida; Asparagales; Orchidaceae
Product: protein LSD1
Exons: 7
Coding region: 182-688 (168 amino acids)
Source: RefSeq, a predicted model, not a curated record